This is a messenger RNA of Penicillium nucicola, 1200 nucleotides long. RefSeq names its product CobW family GTP-binding protein. Gene Ontology annotation, cellular component: cytoplasm. The coding region runs from base 1 to 1200 and encodes 399 amino acids. NCBI's taxonomy places the organism in Eukaryota, Fungi, Ascomycota, Eurotiomycetes, Eurotiales, Aspergillaceae. The transcript has 5 exons. The record is from RefSeq and is a predicted model, not a curated record.
AUGUCUAAUAAUUUGGAUGAUGAGGAUGCUCCUCCGGAGUUGAUCGAUGUGUCUGCCAUGCCGGCAGAUCAGACUUCUGUAGAUGAAACCCCAACACCUCGUGUGCCGAUCACUCUGGUAACAGGAUAUCUUGGGGCAGGCAAAACAACCCUAUUGAAUUACAUCCUCACAGAGAAACAUGGCAAGAAAAUUGCCGUUAUCAUGAAUGAAUUUGGUGAUUCAACCGACAUUGAAAAACAACCAAUGACAGUAAACAAAGACGGCCAAGAAGUAACAGAAUGGAUGGAAGUCGGCAACGGCUGCAUCUGCUGCUCCGUGAAAGAUUCCGGCGUAAUGGCCAUCGAAUCCCUCAUGGAACGCUCAGGCACAUUCGACUAUAUCCUACUAGAAACCACAGGGCUAGCAGACCCAGGCAACAUCGCCCCAAUCUUCUGGAUGGACGAAGGGCUCGGAAGCUCCAUCUACCUCGACGGAAUCGUCACUCUUGUCGACGCGAAAAACAUCAUGCGAUUGCUAGACGAGCCUGCAGCCGAGGAAAAGGCCGAAUCGCAUGAUCAACAUCACGACCAUGGCUCAGGACCUGUGUUAUCGAUGGCUCAUAUGCAGAUAUCGCAUGCAGAUGUCGUUAUCCUCAACAAGACAGACCUUGUCACGGCGGAGGAGUUGGAGGCCGUAAGGGACCGUGUGACGUCCAUUAACAGCGUGGCUAAGAUCCAUGUUACGGAUCAUAGUCGCACGCCGCAGAUUGAGGGUGUCUUGCUGGAUCUGCAUGCGUAUGAUCAUCUGGCGGAUUUGGAUUUCAGUAAGAAGGGCCAUAGUCAUAUGGACCCAGCAAUUUCCACUACUGCUAUUGUCACAGCACCGAUUUCGCCUGAUAAAGUCGACUGUGUCGAUGCCUGGCUGCGCUCUGUUUUGUGGGAGUCCACGUUCCCUGCGCCUUCCAAGUCGGUCUCAUCUGAGCCGCAUCCCGAUGACUUUGAAAUCCAUCGGUUAAAGGGUAUCCUGGUUUUAACUGAUGGAACAACUCGGAUUAUCCAGGCCGUGCGGGAUGUUUUUGAAAUCCGGGAUGCGGAGCCAAUUGAGCAUGACGAGGAAAGGACUCAGCCCCUUCAGUGCAAGAUUGUAUUGAUUGGACGAGGACUUGGGCCAAGCGUUGAGCCCUGGCUCGAAAGCUUCGAAUCAUGCGUGGCGGGUAAUUGA